Molecule: messenger RNA, 2268 nt
Organism: Galeopterus variegatus (Sunda flying lemur)
Lineage: Eukaryota; Metazoa; Chordata; Mammalia; Dermoptera; Cynocephalidae
Exons: 20
Coding region: 1-2268 (755 amino acids)
Molecular function (GO): calcium ion binding
Source: RefSeq, a predicted model, not a curated record
AUGGCGGGAGCCUCAGGGGACGGGGUCUCCAUGUCUAUGCACCACUUGCCUCCAAAACAGCGGUCUCUGUCUGUGGAGCGCAAGUGCCCACGGAGCUCCUGGCCACCCCCUGCCGCCGGCCGGGCCUGGCCCCCCAAGGGCCCUCAGUCCUGGGCACCCCCUCUUCUGGACACCUGGAACCAGCGCAGGCCCUCCGGACCCCAGUUACCUGUGCCUGGGAGACGUCCAUCGGAGCUGCCCCACAGGAGCCACGCAGGUGCAGUGGCCAGUGGGCGGAAGGCCCUGUCUGGGAGCCGCUCCAACAGCAUUGUCACCUCGUCCAUCCUGCCUCCUGGGAGCCCAGAGGAAGGCGAAGAUGUUGCCAAGUGUUCAGAGCUGACCAUGGGCCACCCCGCCAGCCCCCCCAGGGGACACACCCUGGUCCAGGAGGAGGCUGCAGCUUGUGAGAGCUUUGUCCUUGUGCACAAGGGCUCCCUGGAAAAGACAAGCCACCCAAUGGCAGAUGCUGCUGCUUAUCACAUCCACUGUUACCUGUCACACAUCAUGAUGAGUGUCACCGUCACUGGUGCCACCACUCCUCCUGCCCCCACCCCAGGCUCGGGAGGCCAGUCUGCACCGCCCAGUGAGGACAGGCCAAGUGCCAGCGAGCCCCUGGGGGUGGCCAGCGCCAGGCUGGAGUACUGGGAGGCUGACCCUGUCCUGCCCCCACCUGUACGCUGGCUGCAGGAGGUGGCCAUUGGGUCAGACGGACAAGGACUUCUCUUCCUAGAUGAAGAAAACGGCCCAGGUGCUGGGCAUGUCCCUGUCAGACAAGGACACAGAGCUGCUGCCCACGGACAUGAGGCACCAGGGUACGGCUCGCCCCAGCCCGCACAGCCCAGUUCCUUCAACUAUGUCAAGUUCUUUGAGCACGUGCAGAGCUUCCAGGCCUCUGCGCAGCUGGAGAGCGUCAUCCGCGAGACCUACCAGACCCUGGACAAGGACAGGAGAGGCUUUGUCGAGUGGAAUGAGAUCAAGUACAUCCCGUCUGCCAUCCCCAGCAGCGGGCCAGCCCUGAUCCAGGUGGCCGACACAGACGGGGACAGGAAGAUUGACUACGAAGGUUGUGCUGGGCCCGACCUGCGGCCACAUGGGCCCAUGCGCCCACGCUUCACACAGCAGCCGCGUUCUGCUGGCGGGGUCCCCGGGGCCAGUGCUUGGGCCUCUGCCCCACCCACACCUGCUCGCCCGGCGGGCUCCCCCGUCUCAUGGUUUAAGUGCCACUUGAAAGCUGGCAGCCCCCGCCUGGCCUGGGGCCCCUGUCCCAGCCCCGCAUCCUGCGUGGAAGACCCAAUGCCCCGGUGCGGCCACUUGGCCUCUUCAGCCAAGCACCACCUGCCCCAGGGUCUUUGCACAGCUGUCCCAUGGCCUGGCACACUCUUCCCUGGAAAUCCAGCUGAGACAAACUCCCUCUUCUCCUUCAAUGCUUUCCUCAAGUGUCACAUCCCAUCCCAGACCCAGGGCAUCAGCCCCCACCCUUCCCCUAACUGCCCCCCAGAGCAAAAAAAGGUCAGAGGUAAAAAGAAGGGCAAAGGUGGGCAGUGCCACACUAAGGAGAGGAAGCAGGUGCGGCUGAACUGUGACCAGAUAAGGGAGACUCUGCAGCUGGUGGAGGGCUUGGGCCAGGUGGCCCCUGGCUGCCAGCGUCCAGCCCCUUCCCCACCUCCCUCCUGGGACAUGGACUGGCUCCUGCUACAGCUGGCAGAGGCUCUCGCCAGGACGUGCCUUGGUCUCCCCCGGCCCAGGGUGUGGGUGGGCCUCCCGAGUCGAGCCCAGCUCCUGGUGGAGCCACGGAAGCAGCCCGAGUCAGUCUGUGGCGACACAGCCGUCAUCCUCUACUUCUCUCAGCAGCUCUCGCCAGGACGUGCCUUGGUCUCCCCUGGCCCAGGGGUCACCUACAACUUCCAGGCUGCACUCCACCUUUGGUUUGAGCUCCACAAGCUGGCCUCUGGGAUCCCCGUGCCCCAGGUCCUCGCACAGUUUGUCCCAGAGUCUCUCCAGCCAUGGGGGCACACAAUAGCAGCUGGGGGCUUCGAGCACCUGCAGACUGGGGUGGUCUCAGAGCCCCUUCCAGGAGAGAGGACGACUGACAUCUUCCUGGGCCAGGCCAAGAAUGAGGGGCCGUUCUCUGUGCCUGGGCAGCGGAGCUACAUCAGGGCACAGGACGAGGUGGAGUGUGUGGACAUGGGGGUCGGGCUGAGAGUGGGGAGGCUGCUGGCCUGGCCUUGA